UCGUCGCGACUCCGAAAACCAAUUACCGGCUUCAUACGUCAACACCUGCCCCAUGACAACCAGAAGUCGCCUAUUCUGCUGAUGUAAACAAAUUUCACGACGAGAGAUGGUUCGAAUAUUAUUCCUUCAUCCGGACUUGGGUAUUGGUGGAGCCGAGCGGCUCAUGGUGGAUGCAGCCCUUGCCAUGCAACGAAAAGGCCACACCGUCAGCUUCCUGACUAAUCACCACGACUCGACCCAUUGCUUUGAGGAAACUCGUGACGGUACCUUAUGCGUAGACACCGUCGGUGACUGGUUACCGCGCCAAAUAUUUGGAAGAUUCUACGCUCUCUGCGCCUACAUCCGAAUGGUGUACGCCGCAUUCUACACAACUCUCGUGAUUUCACGUCGAGAGAAAAUCGACAUAAUCUUCUGUGAUCUCAUUUCAUUGGGGAUUCCCAUUCUUAAAUAUGCCAAAGCUCAACCAAAGAUAAUAUUCUACUGCCACUUCCCAGAUCAGUUGCUUACCACCCAAGAAGGACUUUUAAAAAGGAUCUACCGAGCGCCGUUGAACUUAUUGGAGGAACUUACGACCGGCGCAGCACAUCGAGUCCUAGUCAACAGCAAAUUCACUAGGAAUGUGUUCCGGAAAACAUUUCAACGACUAAGUGUAACUCCUGACGUGCUUUAUCCGUCUUUGAAUACAAAAUUUUUCGACAACGUGAAGGCGUCAGACAACGAAAUCUCGCUCAAUCUCCCGCGCCAAUCCUUCAUUUUCCUCUCCAUAAAUCGCUACGAACGCAAAAAGAACUUGGGCCUGGCAAUAGAAGCAUUCCAAAGCAUGGAGCAGCAUCUCUCGAAAGCUGAAUGGGAUCGGUGUCACCUAAUUCUUGCCGGCGGUUACGACGUCCGCGUCUUGGAAAACAUCCAGCAUUACGAGGAGUUGGAGAAACUAGCGACGGACCUAAAUGUCCUGUCCAAGGUGACAUUACUACGCUCUCCCAACGACAGAGAAAAGAUAUUUCUGCUGAAAAGGAGCAACUGCCUCAUCUACACUCCACAAAACGAGCAUUUCGGCAUAGUUCCCCUGGAAGGAAUGUACAUGUCUCGUCCGGUGAUCGCCACAAACACGGGUGGACCAACUGAAACUAUCAUCAACGAAACCACAGGAUUUCUCUGCGAACAGACGAAGGAAGAUUUCUCAAAGGCAAUGGUCCGGCUGGUCCGCGAUUCACAGCUGGGCGAGCGGAUGGGCGAAAUGGGUCGCAAGCGCGUGCAGCAGAAGUUCUCGUUUGAAGCGUUUGCCGAUCAGCUGGCACACAUUAUCUCUGAACUGCUAGACCAUAAGAAGGAUAACUGAUAUUUAGUGUAAUGUCCCAGACCCGAGCACCACAAUAGUAUGGAGAAAGAAAACAAAAGUAGAGUUUUAGAAUCACUUCAAAUUUAUCCGCAUGUCCGGCGGUGAAAUCAAAGCUUUGAGCGUCUACUUAAUUACGUGUUACUGCAUUUAUCAGUCAGUUAAGAUUGAAUUUACUAAAGUAAUGGAUGCAUACGAUAUCAAAUCUAAGAAUUCAAAGUAUAAGCACCUCCGUAUCUGCUGACUAAUUCAGCCAUUUUGUUAUCGCUAAGGACAUUGAUGGCAGGCGUUUUAUUUGGUAAGGUUGAAUAUAAGUAGGGGCGCAUCUAAUA
This is a messenger RNA of Hermetia illucens (black soldier fly), 1668 nucleotides long. It is a transcript of the gene Alg2, whose product is annotated as alpha-1,3/1,6-mannosyltransferase ALG2. The record is from RefSeq and is a predicted model, not a curated record. The transcript has 2 exons. Bases 107 to 1339 code for a protein of 410 amino acids. Gene Ontology annotation, molecular function: GDP-Man:Man(1)GlcNAc(2)-PP-Dol alpha-1,3-mannosyltransferase activity; alpha-1,3-mannosyltransferase activity. Lineage: Eukaryota; Metazoa; Arthropoda; Insecta; Diptera; Stratiomyidae.